AUGUUCAGCGCCGUGCUCAGAAGGCGAGCCCUUCAGCAGACGGCCUCGGCCACCGCCCUCAGAUACACACUGUCGCCCCAAUUGGCAAGAUGGUACGCCUCGUUCCCGCCGCACACCGUCAUCAAGAUGCCCGCCCUGUCGCCCACCAUGACGGCCGGAAACAUUGGCUCCUGGCAGAAGAAGGCCGGUGACGCCGUCGCCCCGGGUGAUGUCCUUGUCGAGAUCGAGACCGACAAGGCCCAGAUGGACUUCGAGUUCCAGGAGGAGGGCACCAUUGCCAAGAUCCUGAAGGAGAGCGGCGCCAAGGAUGUCUCUGUCGGCAGCCCCAUCGCCGUCCUCGUCGAGGAGGGUGCCGAUGUCUCCGCCUUCGAGUCCUUCAGCAUCGACGACGCCGGUGGUGAAUCCAAGCCCGCCCCCAAGGAGGAGAAGAAGUCCGAGUCCUCAGAGUCCUCGUCCGCCCCGACCCCGGCCCCUGAGCCCGCCGCCGAGGAGUUCGCCUCGUCCGGCCAGAAGCUCGAGACCGCCCUCGACCGUGAGCCCAACAUCUCCGCCGCUGCCAAGCGAUUGGCCCGCGAGAAGGGCGUCCCCCUGUCCGGCCUCAAGGGCUCUGGCAAGGGCGGCAAGAUCACCGAGGAGGACGUCAAGAAGGCCGCCGUCGGUGGCGCCUCGGCCACCGCCGCCACCGCCGCUGCCUCGUACGAGGAUAUCCCUCUCACCAACAUGCGCAAGACCAUCGCCAAGCGCCUGCAAGAGUCGACCCAGAACAACCCCCACUUCUUCGUCAGCAGCAAGAUCUCCGUCACCAAGCUCCUGAAGCUGCGCCAGGCCCUCAACGCCUCGGCCGACGGCAAGUACAAGCUGUCCGUCAACGAUUUCCUCAUCAAGGCCAUCGGCGUUGCCUCCAAGAAGGUCCCCGCUGCCAACUCUUCUUGGCAGGGUGAGUCCAUCCGCCAGUUCAACAGCGUCGACGUCUCGGUCGCCGUCUCUACCCCCACCGGUCUGAUCACCCCCAUCGUCACCGGUGUCGAGGGCCGUGGUCUCGAGUCCAUCUCCAACAAGGUCAAGGAGCUGGCCAAGCGCGCCCGCGACGGCAAGCUCAAGCCCGAGGAGUACCAGGGCGGUACCAUCUCCAUCUCCAACAUGGGCAUGAACGACGCCGUCGACAACUUCACUGCCGUCAUCAACCCCCCGCAGGCUGCCAUCGUUGCCGUCGGCACCACCAGAAAGGUCGCCAUCCCCUCCGAGGACGGUGCUUCGAUCGAGUGGGACGACCAGAUUACCAUUACUGGAAGCUUCGACCACAAGGUCGUGGACGGUGCUGUCGGUGCCGAGUGGGUCAAGGCCUUCAAGAAGGUGAUCGAGAACCCAUUGGAGCUGCUGCUAUAA
This is a messenger RNA of Neoarthrinium moseri, 1386 nucleotides long. RefSeq lists its product as uncharacterized. Lineage: Eukaryota; Fungi; Ascomycota; Sordariomycetes; Amphisphaeriales; Apiosporaceae. Bases 1 to 1386 code for a protein of 461 amino acids. The transcript has 2 exons. The record is from RefSeq and is a predicted model, not a curated record. Gene Ontology annotation, cellular component: pyruvate dehydrogenase complex. Gene Ontology annotation, biological process: pyruvate decarboxylation to acetyl-CoA. Gene Ontology annotation, molecular function: dihydrolipoyllysine-residue acetyltransferase activity.